GUGUUCUGCUCUGUCUUCCCGCUGCAGCCGCCCGAAGAAAAAAGAAAGGGAACCCAGCCAUGCCUUGGAAAACCGGUGAGAAAGCUUGAUUUUUCCCUUCUUUUCUUGUCCAAGAACCUGAUUUGGAACCCAGAAUUCUCCCCCCUGCAUGAAGCUUUCGGAUCUGCCUUGCUCUGCUCCCCUGUACGCCGGUUGCUCUUGCUUGUGGGGUGUGAUUUGCUCCGGUUUUGGACCCGUGAGCUUCCCCUGCACUACCGCCGGCUUCUUCCCCCUGCUAGGUCCGGUUCUUGCUUGUAAAUUCUGUUGAUUGCUGUGUGAUUGUUGGAGAGAAAACCCGUGAAUUAGCUAGUGGUUUGGCCAAUUUUGGAGAGUGCAGUUACUGUUCACGGGUACUGUUCACACCCCGAGGGCCAACAUUUAACGGGAAUUUAAGUGAUUAGUUUGUGAUAUGAGAACGAAUUUGGAGAUAUCUAAUAAUGUGGAGAUUUAUAGAAAUAGCAUUGUGAUUAGGAAUGAUCCUAAUGAUGAGUUUACCUUGAAUAUGUGAUAGUCCGGUAUUAAUUCUGAGGUGUUUUGAUUAGGUUCCCGAUCGUCUUGUCAGUUUAGUACGUGAAUUGAGUGCUCGGUUUUAUGCGAGUGAGGUAAGUAAAUUUAUGGUAAUGCCCGUACUGUUUUAAAAGCAUGUUUUGAUUUGUUUUUGAAGUGGUGGCGGGACUAAACCCGUUUUAUACAAGUAUGACUAAAUUGGAGUGAAAUGUUUUAUGCUUUUCAUUAAAUUGAGCAUGCCUACUUGAAAUUUAAGUGACUGUCCUGAUGAUCUGAAAGUGAUUGUGAAUUGUGAUUUUUCUGUUAACUUCUGCCUAUUUUGUCUCCGAUGUGGUCAUGUUAUUCGUGACCCCGCUAGUAGGGGAGGUUACAAACACUAGCACAUGUCGACAUGUUCGUGAUAGGACCGGUUCGCUCGUGGCCCUACUAGUGGGGAUUAUACACUAGUAUUCCUGUUUGCCUGCCAGUGGGAACUGGCCAUGACCUAUAGAGGAGACGUCUAUUUCGUGCCCGUACUGUAUCCGUUUUUCGUGAUUGUACUUGUUGGCAUGCUAUAAGUUUAAUAAUGGGCACUCCAUAUUUACUGACUAAGUUUAUCUCAUAGUUUUUCCUUGUCCACCAUUUCAGGAAGUGAAACCGAGGACGGGGAAACCACGGGAAGUGACGAGUUAGAAAGCUAGUCAUACUGUAAUUUGAUAUGAAUUUUAGAUAUGAAUCAUGAUCUUGUAUUUGGAGAUUUUAUUGGAGAUUUAUGAUAUCAG
Molecule: messenger RNA, 1307 nt
Organism: Rubroshorea leprosula
Lineage: Eukaryota; Viridiplantae; Streptophyta; Magnoliopsida; Malvales; Dipterocarpaceae
Source: the annotation of a GenBank genome assembly